Molecule: messenger RNA, 2944 nt
Organism: Anolis sagrei ordinatus
Lineage: Eukaryota; Metazoa; Chordata; Lepidosauria; Squamata; Anolidae
Source: RefSeq, a predicted model, not a curated record
UGAAAGAGGAGCAACAGAGCAUAAAGAAUGAACAGAGGUGUUGCUGGAAGAAUAGACAGCUGAGUUGUUGGAAGCUGGUUACUGCCAUAUUCACAAUGAUCUUUUACUCCCAUUUCCAAACAUUAGAAUCGAAAGACGUUCAUAACAUCUUUAUUCAUUUUAGCGCCUGGCAAUACUCUGGAACUGAUUACGUCUGGGCGGGCCUCGUUACCACCUUAUGUGACGACAUCGAGAAAUAUUUUGGUCAAGUCCCUAUGAGUGUCUACCGGAUCAUGGAACCGAACAAAGGCAAGAAUUGGAGCUGCAGGAAGUACUUCUAUGUACCCUUAUUUGUUGCAAUCCUUCUGAUUUGCGGAGUGGUUGCUGGACUUGUCACCGCCAUCUGCCUUUACGGCGUCCCACUUGGCACCUUUAUUGGAAACAUCAUCGUGUUGAGUGAGGUUAUCAUCGGCUCAGUGCUUAUAGCCCCAGUAUAUUCAACAGUCAAGAAGGUCUGCUUUUUGGUUUGGGAUGCAAUAUUCACCCAAAAGACCCAACUGGUGAUGAAGAUGAACCGGACGGAUGUCAGCGCCCAGCUGGGCUUUAUGGGCAAAGUCAAGAAGGAAGUCAAGACCAUCAUCAGUUAUCUCCAGUUCAUGGAGACCAUCCAGAAGAAGAGGUUCAGAGUAGUUCUGAAGAUCACCAGCUUGGACCAAUGUACCCCUGAUAAAGUGAUGAGCGUCCUUGAGGCGAUGAACCUCCUCCUCUCCGGCUCCGAUUCCCCAUUCAUCUCCAUCUUGGUGGCCGACCUGAAUGUGAUCAUGGAAUGUGUGGAGAGCAAAAGCUACACGGCCAGCAACGGCUACAUGGUCCUCAGCCGCAUGAUCAACCUGCCCUUUUCCAUCCCUAAGAUAUAUUACUACAACAAAAUUAAGCUCGGGAAAAAUGUGAAGCAUGCGAAAGAGCAGAACUGGCCUAAGGCCCUUAAUGAGCCAGAGCUAUGCGGUUGCUUUAAAUCUGCUGAUCAGAAGCUGUGUGGCACAUGCGGAGAUGACAGCCAGGUGCCUUUGGUGGUCAUCCCUCCUACUACGAAGGAAGAAGAAGAAAAGUUGAUCCGCAACGCCAUUGACUACCUGGGUGAAAACAUGAUGGAGUACGUGAUCAGCAACAAGUGGCAAAGGCUCACCUACACCAUUGUGGUCAUGGCCAGGUUCAUGGUGAAGACGUUUUAUCCACACAAGUUUAAUCCGCAAAAGGUGGCAUCCUGGGUGGUCCUUGCCAACCAGUGGCCCUGCCGACUAAGCUGGAUCUUGCAGUGCAUUGAGGACGACAAGCAAAUGGGAGCUUUCUCUGAGGAGCAAGAAAGGAAAGAUACUACACUGUUGAAGGUGUAUGAGGUGUACAUGGAAGAAUUUGAUUUUUUAAAAGACAAACUGAAGAAGCAGUUGGAGCUGGAUGGGGACCCGGAGGUUUUCCAGAACUUCCUUAAAAAAGAGUUUGAGGAGAAAAACUCCAAAUCUUCCACGUUCCUGGUGGAGGAUGUCGAAUUCUUCCUGCCCUGCACAGUCAAUCUGGAUUCUUCCUUGAAGAGGCGCAUGGAGCUCGAGCGAGGCAACCGCAACCUUAAUUGGACCAAGGACACUGAAGGGCUUUCUAAAAGCAAACUCUUGGAGAUGUCAGAAGAGGACAUCUGUGAGAAGAUGGAUGAGCUUCAUCUGAAAAAUGCCCAGCAGUACAAAGACCGGUUGAGAAAGCAUCACUUGAAUGGUCGGGCACUGGUGUACAGCAAACAAAAGGAUAUCAAGAAGGUCCUUAACAUGAGCCUUGGGGAUUGGGUGGCCUUCCGCGUGCAUUUUCUUAAGCGGGUCCCCGCAGAGGGUUCACACCAUUCCAUAUUCCCAUUCUAUUACUUUGCUAAUGAAAAACGGGUUGACUUGCAGACGAGCCCACCUCUUAAGGAAGAAGGUGGUCCUUCUCCAAGCAAACUAUCCAACAAUAAGACUUUCGAAAGCUGAGUCCCCUCCACAUAAACUGGACGAUUCCAGUCGCCCAAAACAAAUUGUGGGGGAACUAGCAUCUGAUAUAGAUCAGAACAGUUCAAGAAAUGUAAUGAAAUAAGAACUUUAACAGAUCAAGGUCAGGGAUUGUCUGUCCCCAGAUGAUUAAAGAAGAACUCCUGGACUGGGUUGUUGUAGGUUUUUUCGGGCUAUAUGGCCAUGGUCUAGAGGCAUUCUCUCCUGACGUUUCGCCUGCAUCUAUGGCAAGCAUCCUCAGAGGUAGUGAGGUCUGUUGGAACUAGAAAAAUCUAAUUACCUCUCAACAUCUAAUUACCUCUCAACAAAAGUUUGCCCCAGGCACAGUCAGGCCAUUGUAUGCUAAUCAAGGUGGUCAGUUGAAACAUUCACACCUAACCCCAGCAGAGAAGAGUCCUUUGUCUCAACCUGGUCAUUCCACAGAUAUAUAAACCCUUUUUCCUAGUUCCAACAGACCUCACUACCUCUGAGAAUGUUUGCCAUAGAUGCAGGCGAAACGUCAGGAGAGAAUGCCUCUAGACCAUGGCCAUAUAGCCCAAAAAAACCUACAACAACCCAGUGAUUCCGGCCAUGAAAGCCUUCGACAACUCCUGGACUGCUUAUCUACCCCUAUUUUAAGUAUCCGAAGGCCCCAGAUUGCUUGUCUCCAUAUUGUUUGCAUAAAACAGUGUUAUAAUUGGUGGGUUAGUCAAUUAGCACUUCUCUCAAUUCAUUAGUUGGAGUGCAAGUGAGGUCUAAUUUAGGCUAGGAACAUGGCUACGGAGGGUCCAUACCUGGCGAGCAUCUACGCUAAAGCCCGAAGUUCCGAAUUGAAGAACACAGUCAUCUCUCAGUUCAAUUGGGGCAAUCAGUUGAGUGAGUUUCAGCCGGCGAUAUAAGAUCUAGAGCGGAAACCGCCUGAUGAUCUGUAUAUGUACACAAUGGACUUUGAU